GAAAACCGUUUAGUUGGUGCGUGUGUGCGCGGUUGUGUGCACUUACAUGUACAAACUGGUGCAGGCGACAUAUAGUCACAUCUUUGUGGUGAAACGUAGCUGUAGUACAAUUCGGUUGGACUUAGACCGUCACACGUGUGAGUACUUGUAAUUACUCUCACUGAAUUGGCUUGCUCGGGACGGCAGUAUAGUUCAGAGUCGUCAGCAGGCCCAUGGUUAGGAUGGCAGCCGCACUUUUUGCUGUCACGCUUUCUGCACUCUGGACCGUUUCCAGCUGCGACCACACCGUGGAUGUGCCGAUCGGUGCAAUCUUUGACGGAGUCCAGAGUGACGAGGAGAAAGCGGCCUUUACCUACGCGGUAGAACAGAUCAACGCCGACAAGAAGAUUCUCCCUCAAGCCCGCCUGAUACCCCGGAUGGAGACGGUCGACAACGGGGACGGCCUGCUCGUAGUGGAGAAAGGUUGCUCGUUGAUGGCACAGGGUGUUGCCGCCAUCUUGUCCUCAACCUCCUGCUCAUCUAACCUGAUGCUGCAGUCUGUAUGUGACGUCAUGCACGUGCCUCACAUCUUCGUGUCACGUGACACAUGUGACGUCACUCCGGACACAAAGUACACCCUGAGUAUGAACCCAGCGGCGUUUGAGAUCGACAAGGCUCUGUCUGAUAUCAUCAGGCAGCAGAGGUGGAGGACCAUGGUGGUCCUGUAUGACGAUGAGCUCGCGUUCAGCAGAGCGGAAGCACUACUGCUGUUGACCCGAGGACUGGUCCCGGAGAUCGUCCUGCUCCGGCUUCCGUCCCUCUCCAACGGGAGCAACACCAGAGUCACCCUGCCCAGCAUCACCGAGGACCCGAGGAACCUGUUCAAACACGCUGUUCUACUUAGUACUGUGGAGAACAGCAUCAGCGUCAUUAAUGAGGCAAAUCAACGGGGAUUUUUCACACCAGAACACCACUGGAUCAUCGCAAAUGAGGCGAUCAGCGAUCACAAGAUCAAGGCAAUGAACAUGUCGAAAGGCCAGCUGACCGUUGCAAGAAGGCGUAUUCCCGAGACAGGAUACGCAUCGGAUUUUCUGAAGUAUUGGAACUCCUUGCCAACAAACCUGACGAAUGACACUGCAGAUAGUGUAUACGACAUCAAGAUGACGGCUCUGUACAUGCAUGAUGCUGUCUUGCACCUUGCCCAGGCUGUGUAUGCCUUAUUCAGGAACAGGCAGUGGAUAGGCCCCAACAAAUUAAGGUGUUCACUAGACGUGUCCCUACCAUGGCCAGGUGGUGCUCUGUUGAUGAAAGAAUUUAAGAAGCAGUCCGACGACGGUGGUGUUCUUGGAAACUCCAUAUUUGAGGAAGCAAAGCUGCAUUCAUCCCUAAGCUCUAAACUGAAGACACUAGCAAAGGAUGGAACAGGAAAACUCAUUGAUCCUACCUGGGACAGUUGGUGGCAUGCAGACAUCAUCUCCGAAGAGAACUUCUUUGAAGAGAUGAAGAGAAAGUCGGGCAUCAAAGGCAGAACGUUCAGAGUAGUAACAUUACAGGAAGAGCCAUUUGUGUUUAAGAAGAACGAGGGCGUGUACACAGGAUUCUGCAUCGACCUUUUGAAGGAGCUGUCCGCCAUGUUGGAUUUUGAGUACCUCAUCUACGAGGGGCAUGAUGGGAGAUAUGGUAGCCUCCAAGAAGAUGGUACUUGGGACGGGUUGAUGAAAGACGUUAUUGAAGACGAGGCAGACUUUGCUCUGGGUGCCAUACCAGUCACACCAGACCGAGAAAGGACACUGGACUUCACCAGGCAGUUCAUGGAGACUUCCAUUGGUCUUCUGAUCAGGCAAAGGGCAAAGAAGGCCGACUGGUUAACGAUUGUUAAACCGUUCCAUCUGAAGGUAUGGCUGUGUACGAUCGCGGGGUUCGCAGUGGUUAGUGUUGCCUUAUUUCUGUUACACCGCACGGGAUCCAGCGAAGAUGGAGAAAAUGUUGUUAGGAGCACAGACGACCCAAACCUAGCGGACACAAUUUGGUUUGUGUACGGCACAUCUGUUAGACAAGGCGGAGGGAUAUCUCUAAGGCGACUGUCCACUCGGAUCCUGACGGGCGUGUGGUGGCUGUUUAUCCUGAUCGUUCUGUCAUCUUACACCGCAAACCUUGCUGCCUAUCUCACCGUCACCAGGCUACAAACUCCCAUCACUUCAGUGGAGGAACUAUUAUCAUUCGGUUCCUACACCUUUAGCGCAUUACAGCGAAGUAGUGCAGUACACUUUCUGUCCGGGUCAGAUGAGCCAUCACACCAACACAUCUGGUCACUACUUGUUAGCAGAAACAAUAGUCUGGUGAAUGACACCACAGAAGAAGUUGAACGGGUCAAAGAAGGGUCACAAGCCUUGGUAGGAGACGUGCCCAUCAUGAAGCAUCUAGCAGACAGGGAUCCCAGUUGCCAACUGUCUGUAAUCGACUUCACAACGCGCAGCUAUGGCUACAGCCUUGCUUUUCAAAACGGUUCACAAUUCACCGAGGUUUUCUCGCUGGCAAUCCUUAAACUCCAAGACAGUGGCAGAAUGGAUGAGCUCAGACAGAGGUGGUGGCCAGGAAGGAGCAGUAAUUGUCCACUUCACGGCAGUCUUCUGAACAGCGAGACAACACAGCUCGACCUGGAGACCUUUGCUGCCGUCUUCUGCAUACUGAUAUUUGGUUUAGUGUUGGCGUGUACUACAUCACUGUUUGAAGCGCUUUGUCGGAGAAGUCGACAGCGGGCGGAAAUGUCUAAAGGAAAAGAAGCGGAGCUGAACGGUGACCUACAGAUGGGCAAGAUCAGCAGCAACACCAAGGUGUCACCAGGGGUAUCGGUGCACAGGGAAGACAACGGCGAGAUCCACAUCCACGUCUCACCGCCAGAACGGUUCCCUCCACCACCUCCUACACCUUUCCACUUGGCAAGAACCUAUUGUGAAUGCUGUGGUGACACGAAGAAAAACAAAGACAGUCCUGCAAGGCGGAAGUAUUGUUUCUGCUCCAGCCUAAAUCAAGAGGAGGGUGUCUGGACCACCGGGUCAACGGCCACGUCGGUAGAUACUGCGACAGACACUGUGCAGAACCCUGUAGAUUUUACUACAAAGCUAUAA
Messenger RNA from Branchiostoma floridae (Florida lancelet), 3107 nucleotides. Its product is annotated as glutamate receptor ionotropic, delta-2-like. Gene Ontology annotation, cellular component: postsynaptic membrane; plasma membrane. Lineage: Eukaryota; Metazoa; Chordata; Leptocardii; Amphioxiformes; Branchiostomatidae. The transcript is spliced from 18 exons. The record is from RefSeq and is a predicted model, not a curated record. Gene Ontology annotation, biological process: synaptic transmission, glutamatergic; modulation of chemical synaptic transmission; monoatomic ion transport. Bases 213 to 3107 code for a protein of 964 amino acids. Gene Ontology annotation, molecular function: transmitter-gated monoatomic ion channel activity involved in regulation of postsynaptic membrane potential; glutamate-gated receptor activity.